Molecule: messenger RNA, 3248 nt
Organism: Ananas comosus (pineapple)
Lineage: Eukaryota; Viridiplantae; Streptophyta; Magnoliopsida; Poales; Bromeliaceae
Product: protein CHROMATIN REMODELING 24
Exons: 20
Coding region: 1-2880 (959 amino acids)
Molecular function (GO): DNA translocase activity; ATP binding; ATP-dependent chromatin remodeler activity
Source: RefSeq, a predicted model, not a curated record
AUGGCGAAGCCACUCAGCCUCAACGAGCGCAACGAUCGCCUCCUCCACCACCUCUCCCGCAGCCGCCCCCGGAACCCUAACCCUAAUCCGCAGCCUCGCGCCGAGGUGAGGGUGCGGAAGGUGAAGCUCGAGGGUCGCCGCCGCCUGUGCAAGCUCUCCGCCGCCGCUGAUGAUGAUGAUGAGGUCGCGGAUGGUGGGAAUUGGCUGGAUUCGCCGCCUACGGUGAAGGAGGGCGGAGGAAGUGGUGGUGGGGGUGGUUGCGACAGUAUUAGAGACAUCUUGGACGAUCUCAGCUCCCGGCUCGAGCUUCUGUCCGUGGAGAAGCCGAAGCCGAAGCCGAAGCCGAAGCAGGAGCCCGCGCCACAUAAAUCGGAGCCAGAAGUGGAGUAUAGGAGUGCCACCUCCUCUCUAUCGGAUCCGUCGCCCUCCCUUUCAAGCCCGGAUGAGGUAAAAGAGACUAAGAAUUGUGGGGAGGAAGUGAAAGGAAAAGCCCCCAAACGCCUUGUUUUAGAUGUCGAUGAAGAGGACGAGGAGGAGAAGGAAGAGGAAAGUGUGGCUUCUAAAAGCAGUUGGAAUGAAGAAUCUGAGGUUCUUGACGAUGAGAAUGAAGGGGCUUUGAGCGAUGCCCAGGAUGAAGAUGGAGAGGACUUUACCAUGGCCGGAACUGGGGUGAGCAAAUCAAGGGUUUAUAAGCUUCCUGAUAAAAUUGUUAAAAAGCUUUACCCGCAUCAACGAGAUGGGUUGAAAUGGCUGUGGUCGUUGCACUGCAAGGCAACGGGAGGGAUUCUGGGUGAUGACAUGGGUCUGGGAAAGACGAUGCAGAUUUGUGCUUUCUUGGUCGGUCUUUUCCAUUCACUCUUAAUCAGGAGGGCGCUGGUUGUAGCCCCAAAGACACUUCUAGUUCAUUGGAUGAAAGAGCUCUCAGUUGUGGGCCUCGGUGAGAAGAUUAGAGACUACUCUGGAACUAAUGCAAACGCUCGCAACUAUGAACUUCAAUACACACUCAAGGAAGGCGGCAUCCUUCUAACAACAUAUGACAUUGUGCGAAACAAUUAUAAGGCAAUACGAGGCUCUUUGUAUGCUAAUGCUGAUGACACUGAUGAAGAAAUCAUAUGGGACUAUGUAAUUCUUGAUGAGGGACAUAUUAUCAAGAAUCCAAAGACACAAAGGGCCAAAAGUCUAGUUGAGAUACCUAGUGAUCAUCGCAUUGUCAUUAGUGGAACACCAAUACAGAACAACUUGAAGGAACUAUGGGCGUUGUUCAACUUUUGCUGCCCAGAAGUCCUGGGUGAUAAGGAUGAGUUCAAAAUACGAUACGAAAAUGCAAUCCUUCGUGGGAAUGAUAAAAAUGCUUCAGAUCGAGAAAAACAUAUUGGUUCCACUGUUGCAAAGGAACUAAGGGAGCGGAUAAAACCGUACUUCUUGCGACGUUUGAAAAGUGAAGUAUUUCUGGAAGAUGAUUCUGCUAAAACAGCUAAGCUUGCUAAAAAGAAUGAAAUAAUUGUUUGGCUGAAAUUAACACCUUGCCAGAGGCAACUAUAUGAAGCUUUUCUGAACAGUGAGCUGGUUCAUUCUUCAAUACAUGGUUCUUUGUUAGCUGCAAUAACGAUAUUGAAGAAAAUAUGUGAUCACCCAAUGCUGUUGACUAAAAAAGCUGCAGAGGGUGUGCUAGAAGGGAUGGAUUCAAUGCUGAAUGAUAGAGAUAUGGGCAUGGUGGAAAGGAUGGCCAUGAGUCUAGCAGAGAUGACUGAUGAUAAUGAUUUACAAGUUGAUCGCAAUGUCUCAUGCAAAAUAUCUUUCAUUCUGUCCUUGCUGAAAAACCUGAUUGAGGAGGGACAUAUUGUGCUAAUCUUUUCCCAGACUCGGAAAAUGUUAAACAUAAUACAGGAAGCAAUACAAGAAGAAGGUUAUAACUUUUUACGCAUUGAUGGUACUACCAAAGUUUCUGAUAGGGAAAAGAUUGUGAAGGACUUCCAAGAGGGCAUCGGAGCUCCUAUUUUUCUGUUGACUUCACAAGUUGGUGGACUAGGUCUUACACUAACAAAAGCAGAUCGUGUCAUUGUGGUUGAUCCAGCAUGGAAUCCAAGUACGGAUAACCAAAGUGUUGAUCGUGCUUAUCGGAUCGGACAGACAAAGGAUGUUCUUGUGUACCGUCUAAUGACAAGUGGAACAAUUGAGGAGAAGAUAUACAAGAUGCAGGUCUUCAAAGGUGGCCUAUUUAGAACUGCAACAGAGCACAAAGAGCAAACUAGGUACUUCAGCAAGAAGGAUAUACAAGAGCUAUUUAGGCUCCCGGAGCAAGGGUUUGAUGUUUCAGUAACUCAAAAGCAAUUACAAGAGGAGCAUGAUAAGCAACAUAAUAUGAGUGAUUCUUUGAGGAACCAUAUAAAGUUUCUGGAGCAACAAGGAAUAGCUGGUGUUAGCCACCACAGCUUGCUCUUCUCGAAAACCGCAGUUGUGCCUUUAGUGCAUGAGGAUAACGAAAUACAGAGCAAAGUAAAAGAUCGAAUUAUAAGAAGCUCAAUGUGGCAUUCAUCAUCUGAACAUGUAGCCCACGGAGCACAGUAUGCAUUUAACCCGAAAGACCCGAAAUUCACUUCCAGAACAUAUAGCUCACGAACUUUCACUGAUGAAGUCAGAGAUAGCCCGGAAGAUAUUGAGGGGAAGAUUAAGCGGCUUUCUCAUACUUUAACUAACAAGGACUUGAUUGCAAAACUUCCCGACCACGGGGAUAAGAUUAGGAGGCAGAUACUUGAACUGGAGCUACAGCUCCAUUCAGUGGUAGAGUCUACUCAUGAUCAUUCGCCGAAGACAAAGGAGAAAGCGGUAAUUUGUAUAGAUGAUAUAGCCUCGGAAUUUGAACAAAUAUUAUCGGUUUAGCCGUUGUUGAUUUGAUCCAGUUGCAUAGUCAUUGUAUGCCAAUGAGUUUGCGGUUCAUAUUCUCCUCCACUUCAAGUGAUGAAGGGUUCACUUUUAUGAUCAUAUCUUAUAUAUAUAUAUAUAUAUAUAUAUAUAUAUAUAUAUAUAUUGUAAAAAUUGAUGUUGCGCUAAUCGCAAAAAACAGCUUCUCUGUUUGUAUGUUCUGCUGUAUGCAAAAAGAAAAACUAUUUCUUUUCCUGAGCUUUGCUUUAGUUGAGAGGUCUCACUUGUUGUUGAAUGCUUUAUCUGCGCUACUGCAGCAGCUCGGAGUUUGUCCAAUAAUGAGAAAGUGGUCACUUUCAAAAGUUUCAACACCUUAUAUCUAUCAA